AUGGUUUCACACGCCAUCAAAGGUCAUUCUUGGCUUUUGUGUCCUUCGUACAUCUUCCUCGUCGAACACCCACCCACUGGCCGCAAAGUCCUCUUUGAUCUCGGGGUGCGCAAAGACUUCGAAAAUCUCUCACCUCCUAUUCAGAACUGGAUGAAAGAGAGUGGGACGACGUGCAGCGUGGAGAAGGAUGUGAAAGAGAUCCUCGAAGAAGGCGGGGUUAAAGCAGGUGAAAUCGAGAGCAUCAUCUGGAGCCAUUGGCACUGGAAUCAUAUCGGCGAUCCAAGCCGAUUUCCCACAAGCACUUCGCUGAUAGUCGGCCCGGGUUUCAAGGAUAUUCUGACGCCGGGCUACCCUACGAACCCAGGGUCCCCAGUCCUUGAUUCCGAUUUCGCCGGCCGUGAACUCCGUGAACUGAGCUUCGCCGAGUCAACUAUCAAAGUCGGAUCGUUUCCUGCCAUCGACUACUUCGGUGACGGAAGCUUCUACAUCUUGGACGCGCCAGGUCAUACCGUUGGUCAUGUUAACGCUAUUGCGCAGGUGACAACCAGCCCGGAUAGCUUCAUCCUUAUGGGCGCUGACACCUGUCACCAUAGCGCCGAGAUGAGGCCAUCCGCAUGCAAUCCGCUGCCCGACUCGAUAUCGCCACAUCCAUUUCAUUCGGGCAAUGUGACUCCCUGCCUUAGCGCACUGUUCAAACCCAUCCUCUGA
Messenger RNA from Colletotrichum acutatum, 708 nucleotides. Its product is annotated as beta-lactamase-like protein. The transcript has a single exon. Bases 1 to 708 code for a protein of 235 amino acids. The record is from RefSeq and is a predicted model, not a curated record. Lineage: Eukaryota; Fungi; Ascomycota; Sordariomycetes; Glomerellales; Glomerellaceae.